Capsella rubella is the source of this 1139-nucleotide messenger RNA. RefSeq names its product mitogen-activated protein kinase kinase 7. NCBI's taxonomy places the organism in Eukaryota, Viridiplantae, Streptophyta, Magnoliopsida, Brassicales, Brassicaceae. Gene Ontology annotation, molecular function: ATP binding; protein serine/threonine kinase activity. Gene Ontology annotation, biological process: protein phosphorylation. The record is from RefSeq and is a predicted model, not a curated record. Gene Ontology annotation, cellular component: cytoplasm. Bases 77 to 1012 code for a protein of 311 amino acids. The transcript has a single exon.
AAGCUGCAGUUUCCAUCAUUCUUCUUCUUCGAAAUUCUCCGGAUCAUCAUUAUCACUUGUAUCUCUUCCAAUUUCAAUGGCUCUUGUUCGUGAACGCCGUCAGAUCAACCUCCGUCUACCUCUUCCACCUCUCUCCGAUCGCCUCCCUUGUUUCUCCUUUCCUUCCUCCACCGCCGCCGUCACAACCACCGCUUUUGCCAACGGAAUCUGCGCUUCCGAUAUCGAGAAACUCCACGUUCUCGGGAGCGGAAACGGUGGGAUCGUGUACAAAGUCCAACACAAAACCACCGCGGAGCUAUACGCUCUGAAAACAGUCAACGGAGACAGGAGCCCGAGUUUCACAAGACAAUUAACGCGCGAGAUGGAGAUCCUACGCCGCACAGAUUCUCCUUACAUAGUCCGGUGUCACGGGAUCUUCGGGAAACCAACCUCCGGCGAGGUUUCGAUCCUCCUCGAGUAUAUGGACGGCGGAAACCUAGAAUCUCUCCGCGGCGCCGUAACCGAGAAACAACUCGCAGGAUUUUCCCGCCAGAUUUUGAAAGGACUGAGCUAUCUCCACUCUCUCAAGAUCGUUCACAGAGACAUCAAGCCUGCGAACCUCCUCUUGAAUUCGAGAAACGAAGUUAAAAUCGCCGAUUUCGGUGUGAGCAUUAUCAUGAACCGGUCGUUCGACUACUGCGAUUCGUACGUCGGCACGUGCGCUUACAUGAGCCCCGAGAGAUUCGACUCCGUCGCCGGAGAGAACUCCGAUGUAUACGCAGGCGAUAUAUGGAGUUUUGGAUUGAUGAUCCUCGAGUUAUUCGUCGGACAUUUUCCGUUGCUUCCUCGGGGACAGAGACUUGAUUGGGCGACGCUCAUGUGCGCCGUGUGUUUCGGAGAACCGCCGCGUGCGCCGGAAGGAUGUUCCGACGAAUUUAGGAGUUUUGUUGAUUGUUGUCUACGUAAAGAAUGGAGUGAGAGGUGGACGGCGUCGCAGCUUCUCCGUCACUCUUUUCUCCGUCAAAGUGUAUAGAUUGACCCGAUUGCUCUGUUACGGGUCUGUGGAUCUUUAUUACUUUUUUCAAAUAGUUUAAUUUUGGAUAGCAUAGUUUAAUCGCAUUGCAUGAAAUAAAAUAUAAUUAUACGAGGCUCCAACAAAA